GUUCUGUUCUUCUCUUUCUCCCCCUCUCAGCUCAAAUCUUUUCCAUUGCUUCAUUCUCUCUUUCUCUCCUAAUUCUUCAUCUGGGUCAGUUUGAUUUUCUCGGAAAAUCAAAUUUUUCCGAGAAAGUUUUCGUUUUUACUUCAAAAUUGAUACCCACAAAAUCGGUUGCUUCAGCAGAAAUCACAAGCUGUUAUUAUUAGGUUUGUAUCUGUGAAGAAUAGGGUGUUCUGGAUUGCCUUGAUUCUGCUACAAUGGAGUUUAAGGAUCAAGUUGAAGGCACAAAGUCAACUAUAAUCGGCACAAUUAGGAAGUGUCAUUCCAAAGGUGGAGCAGUAUCUGAAAAUGUUGCGAAGUCACAGGAUAUACCUUCUGUUGGAAACGACCAGACUCCCAAGGCAAGGAAACCGUAUACCAUCACAAAACAAAGGGAGAAGUGGACUGAAGAAGAGCAUCAAAAGUUCGUCGAGGCUUUGAAAUUAUAUGGCCGCGGCUGGCGUCAAAUUGAAGAACAUAUAGGAUCUAAAACCGCAGUUCAGAUUCGAAGCCAUGCUCAAAAGUUUUUCUCUAAGGUUGUGCGGGAACCUGAAGGCAGCGCUGAAAGUCCUAUUCAGCCAAUUGACAUACCUCCUCCUCGGCCAAAGAGGAAACCUCUUCAUCCAUACCCUCGCAAAUCAGUUGACUCUUUCAAAGGACAGUCCGUCCUAAAUGAAUCGGAAACAUCUCCAUCGAUUAACCUGUCAGUUGCAGAAAACAACACUCAAUCUCCAACCUCGGUACUAUCUGCAUUUGGUUCGGAAGCAUUUGGGUCAGCAGCAUUUUCUGAGCAGACUAACAGAUGCCUUUCUCCGAACUCUUGUACCACCGAGAUUCACCCAGUCAGCUUGUCGCCUCUUGAAAAAGAAAACGAUUGCCAGACAUCGAAAUCCUCUGAGGAGGAAGAGAAAGGAACUCCAGCUUCAGUUCCUUUAUCCACCGAAUCAAAACCAAUUACAUGCACGAAGUUGGAGAUUAUUUCUUCGGAAGAAACUCAAUGUUUCAAGGAAGAUGCUGCGGAUAUGCCACAGAUCACUAGUAUUAAGCUGUUUGGCAGAACAGUCUCUAUGGUUGAUACUCAGAAAACAAUAAAGAUCAAAUCUGAUGAAGCUGUUGAGAAUGAGAAAGCUGGCAUAGAAGAGGAAUCAGAGAAACUUGUUACAGAACUAUCACUAGGCAUGUGUAGUGGUAAUUGUCAAAGUACGGAACAACCGAAGGAGAAUCCGUGCGUCGGAGAAUGCGCAUCAUCUUUACCAUGUUGGAGUUUGUACCAAGGCCUUCCAGCUUUGAGCCUCAAGCCAUGCAAUCAUCAGAUUUUAAGUCCUGUGCCUGUCAGGCCUUGUUUGAAGGUAAGAACUCGAGAGGAGGAAAGUUCUUGUACCGGUUCUAAUACCGGAUCGGUUUGUGACAUGGAAAAUCAAAGCAAGAACAAUUCAUCAGAUACCGAUGAUACUCAAAGUAAAAAACAUCAUCAUGAAGGAGUGUUCCUUAAGAAAUCUGGAAGAGGGUUUGUACCAUAUAAAAGAUGUGUAUCUGAAAGAGACGAAAAUUCUUUAAUUGUUGGGUUGGAAGAAAGAGAAGGGCAAAGAGCUCGUGUGUGUUCAUAGCUUUCUAUUCAAUUCUUUUUCAAUUUUCAUUGUGGUUGUCAAAGAAAAAAGUUGCUGAGAAUAAGGAACUGAUUUUUGGUAGCUGUGAUCUAAUUGUUUCUGAUUGUUAAGUAUCUCAGAUUUUCAAUUCUUUUUGCAAUGUUUUGUAAUAUGAAUAUUGUCCAUUUGAUGUCUAAUAAUUCUUCUGAUGUUUCAUUUUA
Messenger RNA from Vicia villosa (hairy vetch), 1840 nucleotides. RefSeq names its product protein REVEILLE 1-like. Bases 252 to 1640 code for a protein of 462 amino acids. The transcript is spliced from 7 exons. Lineage: Eukaryota; Viridiplantae; Streptophyta; Magnoliopsida; Fabales; Fabaceae. Gene Ontology annotation, molecular function: DNA binding. The record is from RefSeq and is a predicted model, not a curated record.